Paramuricea clavata is the source of this 6938-nucleotide messenger RNA. The record is from the annotation of a GenBank genome assembly. Lineage: Eukaryota; Metazoa; Cnidaria; Anthozoa; Malacalcyonacea; Plexauridae.
GUUUAAUAAUCGAACUCGAAAAGGCGUACGAUGAUUUCUGUGUAGCAAAUGAAGAGUUUGAACUUCUCGUGUCAGAGGAAGAGAACAGUGAACAUCGUGUUGUGAACGGAGAGGAUAUUAGUGAGUAUAGAGACAAUGUUAAACAGUGUUAUAAUGAGGCUAGGGAAGUAUUCUUGGAACAAAAGGCUGCUGAGCGAGAAAUAAACAAAAACUUAGCAGUAGAACCAGCGAGAGUUGCCCUAAAGCUAGAUUCUAGUCGAAUAAGUGAGUUAAUCGAAACAGUUGAUAUAAAUAUUAAUUCUACCAGUCCAAAUAAACGAGCAUUGCAAUUAGACAAAGAAGAAUUGCAAGCAAUGUUAAAUGUGUUGUGUGGGAAAAUCUCUGAAUUGAGUUUGAUUGGGUCUUCAAAAUCAGAGCAAGAUAUUCAGUUACAUCUUGAGAUUGAUAAGAUUAUUGCACAAGGUUUUAAACAGGUUAGAUCCAUAAAUCUGUACCUAUGUGACUGUCAAAGUUCAAUCGAAAAGACUCCAUCACCCCCUAUUGUAAAUCAAGUAGAUACUGUGGGUGCAUCUGCUGCACUUCUUAAUGUAGAUAGUGCAACCUCUGGUAGCCCACCUGUGACCAAUCCCAGUAUUCAAAUUGACCACACCCCUACCAGCCCCUCCAAGGAAGGGACAGUGAGUGACAUCCCCCCACCUGCAGUUACAGAGACAGAUACUACCAUCAAUGUGUCUGCACCUGAAUUUGUACCUUCAACAAUGAAUGAUCCAGUGAGUAGUUCUGUAAUCAGUGCCCAGUCCACCUAUACAAAUACCAAUCCCCAUACCAUACCCCAAAGUGCAAGUACAUCACAGCAAACCUUUCCUAUUUUAUAUCAAUACCCAACCACCAGCACCAUGCACUACCCCCCUCCACAGAUCAAUCCAUCUACAGUCAACACACUCCACCACUUAAGUACCAGCACCGCCCCAAUCCACUUGUCCCCACCUGUCAAUCCCACAUCAAGUUUUCCACCAAAUUCGAUUGGCUUACACCAAUACCCAAGCAACACCCAACCCCACCUUGGUACAAGUAUGACCCAAGCAACAUUACAGCAAACUUUCAGUAACACCAAUCCAUACCACAACACCCCCCUACUACCACACCAUAGUAUGACCACAAGUCUUUACAACAAUGUACCUCCACAGAAUUUGGUAAGUUUACCAGAUACAAGUAUGUAUUUGAACAGUGUGUCCCCAAGCACUCCAACUACCAGCCCAUCAACAUGGAACCCACUCCAACUACCGGUGACUUAUUCUACUCCCAAUGCGAGCGAGACAUAUUUAGUCAACCCCAGCACAGUCCCAAUCCCCUCAAUCGGUCCACAACCUACACCUCACCCCAGUCCUAAUUCACUGGGUUUCAAUUCUCGGGUCCAGGUAAAGAAAAUGGUUUUGCCAACAUUCAGUGGUAACCGCAAAGAGUGGCCAGAGUUCAAAGCGAUUUGGAAAUCAGUCGCUGAGACAGCAUAUCAAAAUAAGACUGCUCUGGCUCAUGAGCUUAAAAGAUCGGUAAAGGGUGAGGCAAGUCGACGAAUAAGAUCAGUCUAUGUCACCAAACCGGAAGCAUACAAUGUCAUGUGGCAGAAGUUAGAAAGCUUCUACGAAGAUGUUGGUGCAAGUGUACAAGCUGCACUAGAAGAUUUACAUAAGAUUAAAGCCGUACCGACAGAUAAUUACAAAGGCUUGGUAGAACUUGUAGACGAAGUAGAAUCAGCGUAUAGUCAAUUGGAAGAGUUGGGAAACCUAAAUGUUUUGACGUUGAGAGAUGUUGAUUUAAUCACCGAACUGCUACCAUGUUAUUUGAAAGUAGAAUGGCGAAGAAGAUAUAGGGACAUCACGGCCAUUGAAAAGAUACACCCUUUCACCCCUUUCAUGCAUUUCCUCGAAGGCGAACGAGAAGCAGUCUCUCGAAUAGCCGAGUACCAGCCAAAGGGAAGGAGAAAUGAAUUUCCGAAAUAUGAGCGAAGAAAGCAACAUGUACAAGGUUAUCAUGCAGGAAAGCAAUCCUCCAAGAAGUAUUACAAGUGUGCCUAUCCAUCUCACAGAAAGGACAGUAUCAGUCAUACCACAUCAGAAUGCAAAGAGUUUCAGAAAUUACCGGUUAGCGGGAAAGAAGGAAAGUAUGAACUCUUAAAACAAAUUGAUGCUUGUUUCAAAUGCUUUGGAAACCAUAGAAGGCUAGACUGUCCCAAGAAAGUUCCCUGUCCAUGUGGAAGUGGUCAACAUCAUCAGUUACUCUGUGAAUCCAAGCGUCCAGAAGAAAGUAAGGGUACAGAUUUCGCACAGAAAGAAACCCACGUUUCUCGAUCGGAUUCAUUAUCCCUGUAUCCCAUCUACCAAACAGCAGUCUGUGGAAGCAACAAAACUGUAUCUGUUUUCUGUGAUGGAGGAUCAAAUGCCACCUACAUAACCCACCGGGCAGCUGAAAGAAUAAAAGCCAAGAAACUUGGAAAGAUCACCCUUGACGUAACCACCAUGGGAAAUGUUGAACAGACGUACCACACCCAGCAGUAUGAAUUCACCUUGCAGACAAACUCGGGUAAGAAGGUAAUCAUCACAGCUUAUGGAAUGGAAAGAAUUACUGGCCCAGUUAGCAAAUUGAACAGCGAAGUUUUGAAGAGUCUAUUCCCGGAAUAUGAUCCCGACUCACUCCAGAGAAAAUCAAACCAUGUUGACGUUCUUCUUGGAUUUGAUUACUUUGGAUUGCACCCUAAGCAUGAAGAAGCUCGGUGCGGAGAUAAUCUGAGUAUAAUGAGUGGAGAAUUAGGCGUCUGUCUUCAAGGUGCCCACCCAGAACUUGUCGAAGGAACUAAGCAUGAUUCAAAUCUCGCGAAAGUGAUUCAUGAAGUUAACGUUAAAGUGGAAACAUAUCAACUUCAUCUCGAGGAUCACCCUCAGUUCAACCUUAGUUCACCCUCACCACCCCCUUGUUCAGCUGAAGCAGAUCAGCCGUCCUACAACAUGACAAGUGGUGUUCAUCUGGCGAGAGAUAAACGACAAGAAAGUCAGGUUGGAAAUUUCAUUGAAGGCGAAGAGCUUGGCACUGAGACAAGCCCUCGUUGCGGCAGUUGUCGAUGUGGUAAAUGUCCUAUCCUUGGACAUACGUACUCGUUCAAAGAAGAGCAAGAACUUAAAAUUAUUCGUGAGAAUCUAGAGUAUGAUGAUUCCAACCAGUGUUGGAUAACCAGUUAUCCUUGGAUCGUGGAUCCACGUAACCUACCUGAUAACUAUAAUGUCGCCUUAGCAACCUUGGAGAAGACAGAGCGUACUGUUCAAAAGGAUGAACUUUGGGCAAAUACGUACAAAGAGCAAAUGAAUGAUUUGGUUCAUCGCAAAGUGGCACGUCCUCUCACGUCCUUGGAAAUCCAACAGUGGAAAGGUCCUAUUUUCUACAUAUCUCACUUGGCUGUGUUCAACCCCAAGUCAAAUUCGACGCCUGUUCGCAUCGUGUUUAACUCCAGUCAAGUCUACAAAGGAGUGUCUCUGAAUUCAUGUCUAGCAAAAGGACCUGAUUGUUAUAUGAAUAACCUGAUCGGAAUCCUGUUGCGUUGGCGAGAAGAAGCUGUGGCUUUGGUAGGUGACAUUAGGAAGAUGUUCAAUUCAGUCUACUUGAAAGAAUUGGAGAAACAUUGUCAUCGAUUUCUCUGGAGAGGACUUGAACUUGAUCGACCUCCUGACGUAUAUGUGAUGGAACGAGUUAAUAUGGGUGAUACCCCUGCGCCAGCCAUAAGUACGGAAGCAAUCUACAAGACGGCUGACCGAUUCAAAGACGACAGCCCUGAAGCAGCAGAGCUGUUGAAGAAAUCGAGCUAUGUGGACGAUCUGAUUGACUCGCGUCCGACCGUAAGUUGUGCCCUCAAAGUCGCAGAAGAAGCAGAGAAUAUGCUUGUAAAAGGCGGGUUCUCAGUGAAAUGCUGGCAGCUGAGUGGAGAAGAAAGUCCUCGAAAGACGGCUCGUGGAGUCAAUACCGAGGAGUUUGGCAAACCCCUGAACAUGCUAAAAGGAACCGAGUCCAAUUUGCGAGUUCUUGGUCUUGGAUGGGACCCUCGAAGUGAUUCCAUAUUGUACGAAGUCGUGUUAAACUUCAGCAAAAAGAAGCAUGGAGUGCGCACUGGCCCAAAUCUGAAUGCAGACGACCUCCCAAAAGCGUUGCCCGAGAUCCUGACGAAGCGAAUUGUACUAGAGCAGGUCAUGAAGAUCUACGAUCCUCUUGGUCUUGUAUGUCCUUUCACAUUACGUGCGAAAGUAUACUUACGUGAGGUUUGGUCACGGAAGCUUGACUGGGAUACCCCGCUCCCAGCUGACAUCACAGCCAAAUGGAUUCGAUUCUUCACGAUGUUAUUCCAACUCGAACAGUCUCGUUAUUCACGUUGCUUACGACCCAAAGAUGCUGUCGGUCGCCCAUGGCUUAUCAUUCUUAGCGAUGGAAGUGAUCUGGCGUACGGGUAUGCUGCGUAUAUCAGAUGGUCCUUGCUGAACGGGGAAUAUUGGUGUCGAUUGAUCAUGGCGAAAUGCAGAAUUGCUCCACUCAAUAAACUGUCCACGCCGCAAAUGGAGUUGAAUGCUGCAGUGUUGUCGAAACGAGGGAGAAAAGUGAUUGAGUUGGAGAUGCGAUUUGAUUUCGAAAGGGUAUUGCAAUUGGUCGAUUCCGAAACAGUCCUGAGCAUGAUCAAUAAAACCAGCACUCGCUUCAAGGUGUACGAAGGAGUUAGAAUUGGGGAAAUCCAAGCUGCUACCAACGGUGAUCUCUCCUGCUGGGCUUGGAUGUCUGGUGAGAAUAAUACGGCAGAUUGGCUUACGCGUGGUCGUAAUCCGGAUGAAUUGGCUGAAGAUUCUGAAUGGUGGAAUGGACCUCCUAUCCUGUAUCAACCCAUCGAGUUGUGGGGUUUAAAGUUUGGACUCCAAAAGAACGAAGCUCUUCCCGGAGAAAAGAAGAUCCGUUACUCUGCGACAGCUGCUUCUGAGAUCCCGGAUAUCGAUUACAAGAAGUCAAGUGACGUCGACAGGAUCAUAUGGAUGGUAGCUAGAAUUCUCAGCAUGGCCAGACACAAGUCAUUCCGUGGAGGAAGCACCUUACACAUCACGUUUCAACUGCUCAAAGAAGCUGAAGAUCUGGUGGUGAAAGAUGUACAGAAAGAGCUAAAGGAUGAAAUUGAGAAAACGGAUCAGAAGGGACGAAAGGGCGGUCGUUACGCGUCUUUGAAUCCUGGAAAGGAUGAACAUGGUUAUUACGUGGUCGGACAACGUUUGAAAAAUAAUAAUCCCAUGACCCCUGAUGCGUCGUUGCAAAAGUUGCUCCCAACCCACCACCCAGUAACGCGAUUGUUCAUGGAACGUGCUCAUAAGCAAUGCGUGCAUAGAGGACGUGAUUCCACUUUGGCUCGUUUUAGACAGAAGUAUUGGAUCGCGCAAGGAAGCAAGAUCGCGCAGACAGUCAAAAGCAAGUGUCAGUUGUGCAAGCUUCGUGAUGCAAUAUUGGAAGAACAAGAAAUAGGACGGUUGCCAGAAGCACGACUCAAACCAGCACCCCCGUUCACCUACACCAUGGUAGAUUUAUUCGGUCCAUAUGUUGUUCGCGGUGAAGUCCAGAAACGUACCAGUUGAAAAGCGUAUGGGGUCAUUUUCACCGACUUGGUGUCCCGAGCGGUUCAUAUUGAAGCAGUUUACGGUUAUGACACAAGUUCGUUUCUCCUGGCGCUCAGCCGAUUUGCAAGUAUUCGCGGAUGGCCUGAAUUCAUUUACAGUGAUCCUGGUUCACAGUUAAUCGGAGCAGAAAGAGAGCUUAAAGAAGCCUGGGAUAAGAUCGAUCGAAGCGAGUUACACAAGAGUGGUCUACAAAAUGGUCUAACGUGGAAAUUUGGAUCAGCAGAUAGUCCUUGGCAUCAAGGAGCAGUGGAGUCUCUUGUGAAAGCAGCCAAGAGAGCGAUUGUCUUUGCGGUUGGUAAACGUCGUCUUACGGUGCCCGAGUUCCUGACGGUGUGCUCUGAAGCUGCGAAUCUACUCAACGAAAGGCCAAUUGGAACAUUGCCUUCCCUCGAUUCUGAUCUAAACGUGUUUACUCCGAAUAGUCUCCUCUUAGGACGUUCGACAGCCAAGAAUCCUGGAGGAUGGCAACCUUUCACGCACAGCCAGAGUCCGAAGACGAGAUACAGCCUGGUGCAAACAGCCGUAGAAGAUUUCUGGGAAAAGUGGAUACAACUAUACGCCCCCUCUCUAGUUGUCCGUCGCAAAUGGCAUGUCAACACAAGAAAUUUACGUCCCGGUGACGUCGUUAUGCUCGCGGACAAGAUAAGAAUGUGAUGCGAGGAGAAUACCGUCUCGGAGUUGUUAAAGAAGUCUUUCCUGAUCAGGAUGGAAAAGUCCGUCGAGUUCUGGUAACGUACAAGAACUUUCGUGUUGGAAACCGUCAGCAAGAUUAUGGAAUCAGUGAAGCUGUUACUGUUUCUCGAAGCGUUCAGCGUUUGGCACUACUCGUACCCGUGGAAACAGAAGACGGAGACAAGGAAGAUGUUUGAAAAACGGAAACAUGGAACUAGGAUUAUUACGGACACGUAUAUUUUACAUUCUGUUGUUUUGUUAAAAGCGGUAUCGUAUCGACCCCAUCCUCCCGGUGUGUUGGUAUGAUUUCAGACGUUAUUAGAACUUUCGAUACGAUAACAGACUUACAUAAAGUACUGACUGAGAUAAGAGGCGAGCCCGCGGUAAAUAGGACGACAACGUGUAAACAACGUUUUGGUUUUUGGUUUUAAUACACCACAGUGUUUUACCGCUCAAAAGGCUUAAUAAUUCGACGAUAUUUGUAAAGAAAUAAAAGUUUAUACAUUGUUUAAGUACAUUAUCGUUUUCUUUGAGUAAUUAUGUUUGCAUGCGCGUUGAAAUACGUGGGUAUAUAGCGAU